Molecule: messenger RNA, 327 nt
Organism: Durusdinium trenchii
Lineage: Eukaryota; Dinophyceae; Suessiales; Symbiodiniaceae
Source: the annotation of a GenBank genome assembly
AUGGCACACUUUGAUCCUCGAGUCCGAGACUUGGAAAGCGGGCUGGACCUUGCUCUCACGGCAGCUUGGACAAUCAUCGAUUCAAAAGCCAUGCCAAUCCUGUUGGAGGGCAUUCUUCUACUAGGUAACUCCGUCAAUGCAGCCUCCAAGAACUUGGGUGGAGCUGUCGGGGUCACUUUAGAAUCCUUAACCAAGCUGGCACAUACUCGGUGCUUGCCAGCCAAGCAGGCGGCUGGCAGCAAGCGGAAGUCUUCCCGAGUGGAAGUGCAUUGGAGGUUCUGGCAUUACAUUUGGAUCAGGCCAACGAAGGCUUUAUUUGCAACCUGA